Prosopis cineraria is the source of this 1247-nucleotide messenger RNA. Its product is annotated as secretory carrier-associated membrane protein 4-like. Gene Ontology annotation, biological process: protein transport. Gene Ontology annotation, cellular component: trans-Golgi network membrane; recycling endosome membrane. The transcript is spliced from 13 exons. Bases 246 to 1001 code for a protein of 251 amino acids. The record is from RefSeq and is a predicted model, not a curated record. Lineage: Eukaryota; Viridiplantae; Streptophyta; Magnoliopsida; Fabales; Fabaceae.
AACAUAAAUAUCUUCUAGAGUCGGUGAAUUUGGCAAUCUUUUCGCACAUUUUCUCUGCAAAAUCCAGGGACGACCAUGAAUCGCCACCACGAUCCCAAUCCUUUUGAAGAAGAAGAGGUUAAUCCAUUCUCGAUCUAGACUGUCAAACCAGAGUCUUCCCAACUUGGGUCUCUAAUUUGAUGCUCAAACAUGGAAAUUUAUUGGCAUCAACAUAAAAUCUUUCCUCAUUAAAAUGAGGAUAAAAUAUGAAUGGUGCAUCUGCUCCUGGAUCAAAAUCACGUAUUCCGCCACUGGCAUCUGAACCAUUGGGUUUUGGUCAAAGACAUGAUGCUACAGUUGAUAUUCCAUUAGAUAACAAACAUGACACUAGGAAAAAAGAGCAAGAACUAGCAGCUUGGGAAUCAGAUCUGAAAAGGAAAGAAAAGGAUAUAAAAAGGAGAGAAGAAGCUCUUUCUCAAGCUGGUGUUCCUGCUCAUGAUAAGAAUUGGCCUCCAUUUUUCCCAAUCAUUCAUCAUGAUAUUGCCAAUGAGAUACCGGCUCAUGCUCAAAGGAUGCAAUAUCUGGCCUUUGCAAGUUGGUUAGGAAUUGUUCUCUGCCUGGUUUUUAAUGUAGUUGCUGUGACUGUAUGUUGGAUUAGAGGCGGUGGGGUUAAAAUUUUUUUCCUUGCUGUGAUCUACACUUUACUUGGAGUUCCCAUGUCGUACGUGCUUUGGUAUAGGCCCCUCUAUAAUGCCGUGAGGACAGAUAGUGCAUUCAAGUUUGGUUGGUUUUUCCUGAUUUACAUGCUGCAUAUUGCGUUUUGUGUCUUUGCUGCUAUUGCUCCUCCGGUUGUUUUUCAUGGAAAGUCAUUGACGGGUAUUCUUGCCGCAAUUGAUGUCUUCUCAGACCAUGUAUUCGUUGGGAUAUUCUAUUUGGUUGGAUUUGGCUUGUUUUGCUUGGAGACUCUACUAAGCUUGUGGGUGGUUCAGAAAGUCUACAUGUAUUUCAGGGGGAACAAGUGAGAUUUUCCAGUCACAUGCUAAGUGACCAGUAUAUUCUUUUUCUUCUGCUCCAGUGUCUCCCCACUUUCCCAUGUUCCUACCUAUGACUUUUAGAUCAGUGUUUAGUGAAUUCUAGGAACUUUAAUGUGCCUUCCUGUGGUUGUAUAACUCCGAUCUCCCUUCCCUCUGAUUCUUUUUUCCUUUUUGGUUAGCAUAGUGACAUCCGGAUUUUUCUUUCAAUUAAUGAAAUAUAUGUUGUGAGUGAAA